Molecule: messenger RNA, 1990 nt
Organism: Gaeumannomyces tritici R3-111a-1
Lineage: Eukaryota; Fungi; Ascomycota; Sordariomycetes; Magnaporthales; Magnaporthaceae
Exons: 2
Coding region: 200-1471 (423 amino acids)
Source: RefSeq, a predicted model, not a curated record
GCAACCUUACCCAACGCUUCUUUAGCGAACGUCCACAACAUUGCCAUCCUCAUCCAUAUUAAGCGUCUGCCCUCCGGUGGCUCGCUUGAGAAAAUCCUAUUUGGCUUUUUUUUCUCCGCUUAGCUGAGGCCCAAACCUUCGCUGCCCCCACCGUCCUGUUUGUUCCCGCCGCCAUCUCCCACCAGCCAUCGACAUCAAAAUGGCCGGCAGGGCCAGCAUCCUCGCCCUUCUACUAGGGCUCGUCCUGCAGUAUGUCUGGACAAGGCGGUCAGCUCUGGCCGCAAUGGUCAACCACGGGCCGCCGUACAGCGGCCUGCCGUCUGUCGCCGCCUUCGGGAACGGCAGCGUGAGGCUGCAACACGAGGUCCGCAAUUGCGAGGACGCGGUCCUGCUCGAGCACGCCCACGCCCACGCCGCCAUCCUGAGCUGUGAUAGGGGCAGGGACGGCUGGAACACAGUCAUGGGCGCCUUUGCCGAGAAGCGUGACCUAGUGCCCAACGGGGAGUUGUUCUUGUAUCGAUACGAGGACGCCGGCGAGCACGAUGCCCUGCAGAAGAUCCAGCUGGUCGGAUAUGGUGGGGAGGAAAGCGAGGGCGAUUUCCACCCUCUCGGGAUCGAGUACCACGCUCCGAGCAACAGGCUUUUUGUGGCCAACCAUCACAGACACGGCUCGCGCCUCGAGAUCUUCGGGCUCGACCUAGAUGCCACUCAGCCAGUCGCUAGACACAUCCGAACGAUCACGCACCCCUUGCUCAGCUCGCCCAACUCGAUAGCCGUCGUGUCGAAGAACGAGCUGUAUGUCACCAACGACCACCUCUUCCCCGUGGGAGCCCAUCCCUGGCUGUCCUCUCUGGAGACAUACCUGGCCCCUCCGCUCGCCUGCGUCAUCUAUCUCAAGCUGGACGACCAAGCUCUGGAGCCGACCUCCCAGGCAGAUCCCGUGCUUGAGGCCCACAAGGUUGCCAGGCUCCCAUUUCCCAACGGCAUGGCCCUCUUGAACAGUACCACGUUGGCCGUGGCCGCCACGAGCCAUCUCGCCGUCUACCUGUACGAGAUCGGUCCCAAGCUUGCUGAUGGCAGCAGCAGUCCGGAAAUACUCCGCUUGCUUGGCAAGGUGCCGGUGCCCUUCUUCCCCGAUAACAUCUCCGUUGACAAGCGCGGCGUGCUCCUUAUUGCAGGCCACCCGCACCCGGGCGCCCUGGGAAAGGUGAAGGAAGCGCGCCGCGUCUGCAUGGACGCUCUGCACGGAUCAGGGGACGCCGAAGCCGCCGGCUGCAGCGGCAGGAAAAUCACUGCGCCCAGCUGGGUCAGCGAGUGGACGGAGGAAGCAGGGCUGAGGCACAUGUACGUCGCACACGACGGGUUCGGAUCGAGCAGCACCGCUGUCAGGGAUGUCGACAAAGGCCUGGGGAUUAUAACAGGUCUGUAUGAGGAGGGUGUGUUCGUCUGGAAGGAGACCUGGGAGCAUUAACACUGUGCAUCCAUUGGCAUUUUAUGUGACGUACAGCAUUUUAAGCCCGCCAGACCGGGCCGCGCUGAGUUGUACGAGCUGAGUGGCCUAAAAGAGCCUGCUGCUACCCCAAGCGUUCCGACAGCAGCAAGCAUCGCAGGGCUGAGGAUACGAAUAACGAGAGCUCGAGCCAGCAAAAGCCGAGGAGGAAGGAGAAGAUGAGUGAGAAGCAGGGGGUUGUGGACGAGCAUACGAACGACGGGGGGUGGGGAAAUGAGGAAAAAAAGAAAAGAAGAAAUAGAAGAGGGAGAGAAAUCAGAAAACACUCCAGUGGCGGGAGGCGGAUGCGGGGCCAACCCUAUUCCCCAAUGCUAAGAUAAUAUAGUCAGAUCUAUUCUCCCUUUGUCGGAGCGCGUGGCCAUCACCUUCCCGCGCCUAGGCUAACUGGGUAUCCAUAAUCUGGGCCGCGGUCGACACGGAUAUUCCCAGGGAGACGUGGAAACACACCAUCUGCAACCAAUUUUCUUAGAAAACGCAGCG